Messenger RNA from Culex pipiens pallens (northern house mosquito), 1554 nucleotides. RefSeq names its product HMG box-containing protein 4-like. The record is from RefSeq and is a predicted model, not a curated record. The coding region runs from base 106 to 1398 and encodes 430 amino acids. The transcript has 4 exons. NCBI's taxonomy places the organism in Eukaryota, Metazoa, Arthropoda, Insecta, Diptera, Culicidae.
AAUUUUUUGUUUAGUUGACACUUCAACGCAGAGCGAUUUUUUCGACUCUUAGAACAAAAAUUUGUAAAAUAAGAAAAAGUUUUGAAACUUAAAAGACAACAAUAAAUGGGACGUUUAACCAAAGCCAAACUGGCCGCAAAGGCUCGCAGGGCCGCUCGGACGAAGGGAAUCGUCCUUGCCGAACCGGUUCCAACUACUGAUUGUGAAUCUCCGAACAAAUCGUUGCCGGAAGUUGCAGCCACAUGUACCACAGAACCGAUCCCCGUGGAGCAAGAUAACUCUCUGUCACUUGAGGAGCAUUUGAAGGUUCACGUUAUUCCCAACGCGAACCAUCCGGAAAACCAGGUCAAAAGUGACCAGGUCGUUGAAGAAAAUCAGCAGCAAAUUCCAGAAGCGCUCCCCGAGCAGAUCCCUCGUCGUGCUGAAAAGUUACCCAAGUGUUGUGAAGAAGGUAAAAAGGUCAAACCCAAAAAGCGCCCACCGCGCUGUUCACCCUUCACCCUGUGGGCCGAGGAGGUCCAACGACAGAUGGCAGCCGAUCCGAAGCCGCCCCAGGUCGGGUCCACGUACAAGCAGCUGCUGAAAAAGUGGUCCCGACUUCCGCGGCUUCAGAAAACCUACUGGAAACACCGAGCCAGCUUGACGAACGAGCCAAGCCGGAAGAAAGAGAGUUCAGAGCGGGAAAAGAAGGAACGGCCGAAGAAGGCCAAGGCCACUCAGACCGAUCCCCAGGAGAAGAAGAGUGAAACGCUGGAUUUGAUGGUUGAGAUGCUGCCGGUCAAGAAUGAACCGGAGGAUCCGGCGACCACACCCCAACCCGUGGUCUUGGUCUACUCGGCUUACACGCUUUGGCUGUUGAACUUUCGUCGGAGCGUCUCGUCCGAGAUGAGUGACCGACUCGGAUCCGGUUCCAAACUGGCCGCCCGGCUUUGGGAUGGGCUACCGAUGAAGGAAAAGGUCGCCUGGAACAACCGUGCCUUCCAGGUCAACGGCCUGCUGCGUUACGGUUGGGAACAAGCUACGACAUAUGCGGCCGUAAGAAAGUUCGUUCUCGGGGAAAAGAAAGAAUCGAUCACCACCAGACACGAAGAACCGAACCAACUCAGCAUAACGAACGUUCGAUCGCUGGCAGAGCCGGUCAUCGUUAAGCAGGAACCAGUCACAACUCCGGCGGAAGCCAUCGGUUGCAUCAAACUGUUCAGCGAUAGCCUAACCAUCGUCGGCGAUUCCUUAAAGGAUUGUGAGAGUCCCGAUGUGGCGAGCAGAAUCACGUGGCUCGUCGGCAGUUUGCACAGCACCCUGGAACCGUUGAGCGCGCUCGCUCAUGGGAUGGACCUUUCCGCGUUGCAGGACAACGUGGAGCAGCUGAGGAAACUGUUCCAGCAGCAGAAGCUUUGAAGGCCAUCGUUACUUGUAAGUACAUAUCUAUUUAAACUGUUGUUUUUUGCGCUAAAUUAUCUUAAGUAAACAUUAUAAGCUUAUUACUUAAAAUAUGUGAGAAAAUUACUUACAUUUAUAAUCCUAAUUAAAUACAAAAUAUUAUCAAUUUUCAAA